AUGAAGAGCCAUGUACCUUGUGACAUCUACCAGCUAAGUAUUGCUAUUCUUGGGCCCUGUUCUGCUUCCGAAAUUCAUCUGAUGAUGGAGCUGCUGAAGGGGUUGCUUUGGCGUCGUCCUUUCCUGGCAGUCACGCUGAACCUGCUGGCUCUCAGCCUUUCCACUACUGCCUUACUUGGCAGCUACUGGUGUACCGGGACUCAGAAGGUGCCCAAGCCUUUGUGUGGGACCAAUAAAGACACCAAGUGUAUUGGCGUCCACGUGUCGCCUGAUGCCGGGGCUAGCAAUUCUUCAUCCCAGGACGUGGUUCACUACGGCUGGGAGACGGGGGAUGACCGCUUUGCCUUCAGAUACUUCCACACGGGCAUGUGGCUUUCCUGUGAAGAAAGCAUGGAAGGGCCAGAGGAGAAGUGCCGUAGCUUUAUUGAGCUUUCCCCACCAGCAGAGAGAGGAAUCCUGUGGCUGUCUCUGGGGUCAGAGAUGCUGUACAUCAGCUUGCUGCUCAUCAGCUUCAUCCUCUUGGUGGUAGAAAUGCUACAUACCAGCAAUCCUGUUUGUGGGAUGAAGCUCAAUGCCUUCGCUGCUGUCUCCUCAGUGCUGUCAGGUCUUCUUGGGAUGGUGGCACACAUGAUGUAUACUCAAGUCUUCCAAGCAACAGUCAAUCUGGGACCAGAGGACUGGAGACCACACUCAUGGGACUAUGGCUGGGCUUUCUACAUGGCCUGGGUCUCCUUCACCUGCUGCAUGGCCUCUGCUGUCACUAUCCUCAAUACCUAUACCAAGACAGUGCUGGAGUUCAAAAGGAUCCACAUCAAGGGCUACAGUGAGAGUUUCAAGGAUCAGGCCCUCUACCACCAGUGCUACAUACAGCAGCAGAUAAGCAGCUACUACCAGCAACGAGACAGGCCCCUCCGUUCCGUCUCCGAGGGCGUCGACUUCUACUCUGCGCUGCAGCGGAAAGUGCUGCAGCAGGAACCAGAGCUGGAGCUGGACGAGGCCUUGGGACAGACAGAUGGGGAGGCCCAAUUCUAG
Messenger RNA from Nothoprocta perdicaria, 1032 nucleotides. It is a transcript of the gene GSG1, whose product is annotated as germ cell associated 1. The record is from RefSeq and is a predicted model, not a curated record. The transcript is spliced from 7 exons. Gene Ontology annotation, cellular component: plasma membrane. Bases 1 to 1032 code for a protein of 343 amino acids. Lineage: Eukaryota; Metazoa; Chordata; Aves; Tinamiformes; Tinamidae.